Molecule: messenger RNA, 2235 nt
Organism: Prosopis cineraria
Lineage: Eukaryota; Viridiplantae; Streptophyta; Magnoliopsida; Fabales; Fabaceae
Product: pentatricopeptide repeat-containing protein At1g09190
Exons: 2
Coding region: 158-1612 (484 amino acids)
Biological process (GO): RNA modification
Molecular function (GO): RNA binding; protein binding
Source: RefSeq, a predicted model, not a curated record
UAUAGCAUCGAGAUAGUUUAUUUGAUUUCUAGGACUAGGGUUAAUUGGUAGAGCCAUGGAUUUCCAGAAGAGGAGGGUUCAGUUGCUCCUCUUCAUCGCUGGCAUCAUUGUUCUUAGCAUCACAGGUCCCUUUGCACAGUGAUCACAUUGACACAGAAUGAGCAGGAGCUGCCGGGAGAUUGAACGAAAAGUUCUUCGUCUCCUUCAUGGUCACAAUACUCGCACCCAAAUCACCCAAAUUCAUGCCCAUUUCCUUCGCCAUGCCCUUCAUCAUUCCAACCAGAUCCUCGCCCACUUCGUCUCUGUUUGCACUGCUCUUGAUCAAAUGUCUUACGCCACUCGUAUCUUUUACCAAACCCGCAAUCCCAAUGUUCUCCUCUUCAAUUCCAUGAUCAAAGGCUUUUCUUUAUGUGCCCCCUUUCAGCAAUCCUUCCACUUUUUCUCCCUUAUGAGGGCUUGGAGUAUUUUGCCUGAUGAGUAUACUUUUACGCCUUUGCUUAAGUCCACUUCAAACCUCUGUGAUUACAAACUCGGCCAGUGUGUUCAUGCCCAUCUUAUUCAAGUUGGAUUUGAAGGCCAUGGUUCCAUUCGUAUUGGGUUGGUGGAAUUGUAUACAACUUGCGAGAGAAUGGGAGAUGCCGGGAAGGUGUUCGAUCCAAUGUUUGAUACAGAAGUAAUUGUGUGGAAUUUGAUGAUUCGUGGGUUUUGUAAGACAGGCUGUUUGGAAAUAGGUUUUAAGCUUUUUAGACAGAUGAAGGAACAUGGUAUUGUUUCUUGGAAUAUCAUGAUUUCCUCCCUAGCACAAAAUAAGAAGGACAGGGAAGCCCUUGAACUUUUUCAUGAAAUGUUGGAACUGGGCUUCAAGCCAGAUGAUGCAACCUUGGUCACAGUUCUGCCUGUAUGUGCUCGCCUAGGAGCUUUAGAUGCUGGGAAGUGGAUUUACUCUUAUGCCUGUUCCAGAGGGUUUCAGCGGGAUGUCCCUGCUGUGGGAAAUUCACUUGUUGAUUUUUAUUGCAAGUCUGGAAAUCUUGAAGUUGCGUGGAGCAUUUUUAAUGAAAUGCCUCGCAAAAAUGUUGUUUCUUGGAAUGCAAUGAUAUCAGGUUUGGCUUAUAAUGGGAAGGGUGAACUGGGGCUUGACUUGUUUCAGGAGAUGAUGAAGAAGGGUGUUUCCCCUUCUGACUCAACUUUUACUAGCAUUUUGGCCUGUUGUGCUCAUGCAGGUUUAGCAGAUAGAGGGCUUGAACUCUUUGCUUCGGUGACUGCAAAAUUUCAACUUCAGCCAAAACUCGAGCAUUAUGGCUGUGUUGUAGAUCUUCUUGGACGUUGUGGACAGUUAUGGGAAGCUCAUGACUUGAUUAGAAGCAUGCCCAUGAAGCCUACAGCUGCCUUGUGGGGUGCAUUGCUAAGUGCUUGCCGCACUUAUGGUGAAAGGAAACUUGCAGAAAUUGCAGUGAAAGAGCUUAUCAAUCUUGAACCUUGGAAUUCUGGGAAUUAUGUGUUAUUGUCAAAUAUUUACGCAGAAGAAGGGAAAUGGGAUAAGGUUGAAAAGGUUAGAUUAGUGAUGCAAGAAAACAGCAUCAGGAAAACUCCAGGACAGAGUGCAACUGGAUAGUUGCAAGGUUUGACUUGGCUGAGAAAUGGCUUUGUUUCUUUGUCUUCACAAACUACAGGAAUUCACCAUUUUUCAUGGGUAAAAAUCAUGCCAAAGAAGGCAGUGUUGUGAAGAUUGGAGGAUGCCACCAGUCUUGGCACUUGUCUUUACCUCUAGCCUCCUGUGCAACAAACCAGGAAAAGUGCAUUCAACUACGCAAGUUUCCCUGAAAAAUGUUCGAUAAGCCAAGGAUGGAGAAAUGCUGUUUUGGAAGAGGUUGUAUGUGCACUGUCUCUUGUUGCUUGCUAAGAAACUUUCAAUGUGAUACCCUAAAUUUGGAGAUCUAAGUAAACCUCCCGCUGGGAUGGAGGAUAGGGUUUACAGGUGGCAGAGCAGGAAUGCCUAGUGAUGUGUACCCUAAAAUAUAAUAGGACUAUUUGGAAAAACAUAUAUAUGUCGUGGCGUGCAUGAAUUGUGCGAAUGACUUCAAAGUCUCAUAAUUUUCCUUGUUAAGUGAUCAUUUUCAAAACAGCUUCUUGUUCUCCCCAACAAAUUUCAGUGCAACAGUUCUCCCCCCCCCCUUCUCUUAAUAUUUUUGCUUUGAUUGCUGAAGCCUUCCAUUUACCCUAUCAUGUAGGAUCAGU